GAACAACGGUAUAUUGGUGUCAAGAAAAUAGUUUAGAGAGGAAGAGAAAAUGGAGUACAGAUGCGUGCAGUGUGGAUUUGGGAUUAGAACACUGUAUGUGCAGUACUCUCCUGGAAACAUUCGUCUCAUGAGAUGUGAGAACUGCAAGGCUGUCGCCGAUGAAUACAUUGAAUGUGAAAUCAUGAUAAUUGCAAUUGAUCUGAUUCUUCAGAAGCCAAAAGCCUAUAGGAAUUUACUGUGUAACGUGCUCAGACCAGAAAUUGUCAACUUUGAGGGCUCAUUGUGGAAGUUAUGUGUUGGUUUUCUGCUUUUGGAUGCUUACAGAAGUCUGCUUUUGAGGAAAAGCAAUGAAGAAUGGGGAUCAUCCUUUAGCUUGUCAUCAUUAGUAUGGACAUGUCAAAGGGUGUUGGUGGAUGUUGUUGUUGGAAACUUGAUGUUUCUUCUUGCAUUUUUUGUUGCUACACGAACUUUAUGUAAUACGUCUCUCACAGUUUCCAGGUGCAAAGAUCUUUUGCUUGCCAUGCUCGUCUCAAGUUACUUCAAGAUUUUUCUUUUUGCCAUGAUGGUCUGGGAGUUUCCACCAUCAGUGGUUUACAUUAUUGACUUGUAUGUUUUAUCAUCCAACUCCAUUGCGUUGAGAGUUAGGACAGGGUCGGCCUUGAAUCACUGUAUAGCAGCCUGCUUCACUGCACAUGCCGUAAAAUUUUUGGCUCCUGAACUGCUUACAUUCAGGUCUUGAAAGCGUUAAAACUUGUUCAAGUGUAAAACAUCCUCAUUAUAUCAGCAUAUCUGACAGUUGUGAUAUUAUUUAGUUGUCCUUUCAUGAUUAGUGAAACUUUAAGUUUAUAGUGGGAAAUGCCGAAAUGGGAAUUGUUUUGCAGAGAAAGGUAUCAUUCUGUUCUUAAACUGUGCACAUAUUCUUCCACAGACUGUUAUUUGAUUAUGAUUUUCCAUACCUGAUCACUGAAUCCUUGAACAAUUUCUUUUUUAA
Messenger RNA from Tripterygium wilfordii, 991 nucleotides. Its product is annotated as protein ARV 1-like. Lineage: Eukaryota; Viridiplantae; Streptophyta; Magnoliopsida; Celastrales; Celastraceae. The coding region runs from base 50 to 739 and encodes 229 amino acids. Gene Ontology annotation, cellular component: Golgi apparatus; cortical endoplasmic reticulum. The record is from RefSeq and is a predicted model, not a curated record. Gene Ontology annotation, biological process: regulation of plasma membrane sterol distribution; intracellular sterol transport; sterol metabolic process. The transcript has 9 exons.